Musa acuminata AAA Group (dessert banana) is the source of this 1836-nucleotide messenger RNA. Its product is annotated as protein FLOURY ENDOSPERM 6, chloroplastic-like. Lineage: Eukaryota; Viridiplantae; Streptophyta; Magnoliopsida; Zingiberales; Musaceae. The transcript is spliced from 8 exons. The record is from RefSeq and is a predicted model, not a curated record. Bases 138 to 1592 code for a protein of 484 amino acids.
AUUCCUUGUGCCUCUUUAAUUGAUUCCGUUUUGCUUCGCUUGUUGAGGAGGCAAGCAAGAAAGGCGCACCUUUUUGCGGCACUACAGAUCCCUCCUCCGCUGACCGCAAAGCUUGCGGCUUGGGGUGAUGUGGGGAUAUGUAUUCUCCUCCUUCCGUCGCAACUCCUUCCUCUUUCCUCCCCUCCCUCCCCACGCCGAGAUUCGUAGCUCCAUUCCAUGCCAAGAUCGGUUCUUUAGGGGUGCUCCACCCGUCGAGGACUAGAAUCUGCGGAUGGAGGAGUGGGAGGAGGAAGGAGAUCGUCGUGAAAGCGAGGGAGGAGGAGGAUGCGUUUGCGAUGGCGCCAAGGAGUAUGGACGUGGAGGCCGAGCUUUACGAGUUCAUGCGGAGGUCCGCGAAGCCGAUGGACUUCCCGACCAGGGACGAGCUCGUCGCCGCCGGGAGGGCCGACUUGGCGGAGACCGUGGCUGCGCAGGGCGGCUGGCUCACCUUUGGGUGGGAUCUUGAUGAUGGCGGCGAGGAAGUAAUCGAUGGGUCGCAAUCAAUGAGUGACGUCGCUCAAGAAGAUGGUGAAGUCUAUCAAGAAAGGGUUCUUAACGGUUCUUUGGGGACUAAUCCUGCAACUGCUCUGGGUUGUGAGGAUCGUUCCGCUGCCCCAUCUUUUUCCGGGAGAUCAUUGGAGAUGGAGAAUCUCGAGGAUGGUGGGGUCGAGGGGAUAUUGAGCAGGCUGGAGAAAGAGAGGAGCUUCUCUCUUGCGCUGGCUUCAAGAGGGAAAGUGGUGAAUGGUCGAGACUCAUGGAGGAAUGCUGUGCAUGAUCCAGGAGAUACAGGUGGGAAAUUGGAAGAUGUUAAUGGCACAAAAAGUUCAGUGCCAGACGUGGAGGAGUUGGAGCAUUCAAAGGUUGCUGAAACUGUUCCCACUGAUGACAGAAAGAUGUUAGAGGAUGACUCUUUAAAAGUUGAAUGGAGCACUAUGCAUAUACAAACUCAGAACUCAUUUAUGUCUCAUAAUGGGAUGAAGGAGUCAUUUGCUGACAAAAGUCAGAGACAUUUACAUCUUCAGCACUUGGAGGCAGAUCUUAGCUCUGCACUUUGGUUAGUUAGAUCUAGAGCUAAUGGUGUUGUUUCACAUAAGCACCAAGGAAACUCGAUAGAUGAGCUACAUAGACCUUCUGAUGCUUGGGAAUUCCAAGAGACUGAGAUAGUGAAUGCCCGAGAUAAGUUGCAGUCAGUUCGAGCAAAAUUGGCAAUUUUAGAAGGAAACUUGUCUUUUAAGAUCAUGGAAGCACGAAAAGUAAUGGAAGAGAGACAGAAAAGAAUUGAUGCUGCUCAAAAUGCUUUACAUCUUCUUCGUAUGGCCUAUAUAGUCUGGCCUAAUUCUGCUUCAGAGGUUUUACUUGCAGGGUCUUUUGAUGGGUGGACUGGUCAGAGAAGGAUGGAAAGAUCAAGUUCCUGUAUCUUCACUUUACAGCUAAAAUUGUACCCUGGCCGGUAUGAGAUCAAGUUCAUUGUUGAUGGUGUGUGGAAAACUGAUCCACUGCACCCUAUCGUGCACAACAAUGGUCAUGAGAAUAACCUCCUUAUUGUCGAUUGAUGAUAUGCAUACCUGGUUGGGAUCUAUAUAUUGUUGCAGCCACACACGCGACUGAUUCAGUCUAAUGUUCCAGUUCAGCUUUGUUCUUCAUAUUCCGAUAGCAAACAGACAACCUGUGUGAUGUCUUCUUUCUGUAGGUGGUGCUUUUUGCACGAACGGUGAUCUGAUCAUGAUAGUUCAUCGCCCUUUGUUCUAAAGACUGAUAACUAAUGAUGAGCAUAGCUCUCAGCAAAAUUUUGCCUCA